CAAGCUCUUUAUAUUUUCCUAAGUUCUGAAUUCCAUAUUAAAGAAAUUUCAAUUUUCGUUCAAAAUGCAGAUUUUGAAAAUCGCCCUCGGAACCGUAUCCGAAGCAAGCCACCCAAAUUCUCUCAAGGCCGCUUUGGUUGAGUUCUUCUUGAUGCUCAUUUUCAUCUUUGCUGGCCAAGGCACUGGCAUGACUUUUAGCAAGCUAACAGACGAUGGGUCAACCACACCAGCCGGAUUGGUUGCGGCGGCCCUAGCUCAUGCCUUUGCUCUGUUCGUGGCAGUUUCAGUUGGUGCUAACAUUUCUGGAGGUCAUGUGAACCCUGCUGUGACAUUUGGUGCCUUCAUUGGUGGUCACGUAACCUUGUUGAGAAGCAUUUUGUAUUGGAUUGCCCAAUGCCUCGGAUCAAUCGCUGCUUGCUUGCUUGUCAAGUAUGCAACUGGUGUACAGGAAAUAUCAGCAUUUUCCCUAUCAUCUGGUGUUACAGUGUGGAACGCACUGGUUUUCCAGAUGGUGAUGACCUUUGGUCUGGUUUACACCGUGUACGCCACAGCCUUGGACCCCAAAAAGGGUAACGUGGGCAUUGUUGCACCCAUCGCAAUUGGUUUCAUAGUAGGCGCCAAUAUCUUAGCUGGAGGUGCCUUCGAUGGUGCAUCCAUGAACCCAGCGGUGUCUUUUGGCCCAGCCGUGGUCAGCUGGACAUGGGACAACCAUUGGGUCUACUGGCUCGGCCCGUUCCUGGGCUCUGCCAUCGCCAGCUUGGUGUAUGAAGUCUUCUUCAUACUCCCAAGCGUUCAUGAGGUGCUCCCCGCCACUGAUUACUGAGAAUUCUUGUUUGUCUAUCUCUCUCUUUCCCCUCUGUGGGUCCCUCUUCUCUCGAAAGUGGUGAAAGUGUAUGCGCGUUUAGUGUCAUUUGGUUUCAUUUUCCAGGAGUUGGAGCAGGCCUGCUUUGGCUGUUGUUUGUUGUGAACUCAACAUCAUGUGAAGUGUGAACUGUCUUGUUUCUCUGGGAAUCAAUUGUUGGCCUAAGCAUUCAUCUGUGUCCAGUUGGGUGCUAACUAGUUAGACUUUGUUAUUCUUCCUAACUGUGUCCAAUGGAU
Molecule: messenger RNA, 1098 nt
Organism: Rhododendron vialii
Lineage: Eukaryota; Viridiplantae; Streptophyta; Magnoliopsida; Ericales; Ericaceae
Product: aquaporin TIP1-2-like
Exons: 3
Coding region: 65-823 (252 amino acids)
Biological process (GO): water transport; transmembrane transport
Cellular component (GO): membrane
Molecular function (GO): water channel activity
Source: RefSeq, a predicted model, not a curated record